AUCUGAUUCUCAGUCUAAAAAUGGACAAGAGUGACCUGGUGCAGAAAGCCAAGCUUGCCGAGCAGGCCGAGCGCUAUGAUGACAUGGCAGCCGCUAUGAAGGCUGUUACCGAGGGCGGCGUGGAGCUCUCCAAUGAAGAGCGCAACCUGCUCUCUGUGGCUUUCAAGAACGUGGUGGGCGCCCGUCGCUCCUCCUGGCGUGUGAUCUCCAGCAUCGAGCAGAAGACCGAGGGGAACGAGAAGAAGCAACAGAUGGCACGCGAGUAUCGUGAAAAGAUUGAGACGGAGCUGCAGGACAUCUGCAAUGAUGUGCUGGGUCUUUUGGAGAAGUUCCUCAUUCCCAAUGCUUCUCAGGCAGAGAGCAAGGUGUUUUACCUGAAAAUGAAAGGCGAUUACUUUAGAUACUUAUCUGAGGUCGCGUCUGGAGAAUCUAAGACCAUCACUGUUGAGAACUCUCAGAAGGCUUACCAAGAUGCUUUUGAGAUAAGUAAGAAAGAAAUGCAACCCACACACCCUAUACGGUUGGGUCUUGCCCUCAACUUUUCCGUUUUUUACUACGAGAUCCUCAACUCUCCAGAGAAUGCCUGUCAACUCGCUAAGACGGUUGGUAUCUCUUUAAACGCUA
This is a messenger RNA of Sinocyclocheilus grahami, 624 nucleotides long. Its product is annotated as 14-3-3 protein beta/alpha-B-like. The transcript is spliced from 3 exons. The annotation marks the transcript as partial. Lineage: Eukaryota; Metazoa; Chordata; Actinopteri; Cypriniformes; Cyprinidae. The record is from RefSeq and is a predicted model, not a curated record.